AUGUCCAUCGACACAUCUGUUUGGUACAAAAAUGACAUUGGGCCCCGGCUCAGCGCAUCAAUGCAACAGAUCUUGGAAGGAUGGAGCAACAUUCCCAACAAUGAGCUGCAGCGUCAUCUCCAUGCAGUGCGCGACAAAGCAUGGCAAUACGGUGAAUAUCCCUGUAUUGGCCAGUGGAUGUUUCUCAUGCCGGGGAUCGCCGCGUUCCCUCAAUUCCAGCAAGUGGUCGAGUUCGCGCGUCGGGGAGCUACCGUGCUGGAUCUGGGGUGCGGCCUCGGCCAGAACCUUCGACUGCUGGCAGCUUCUGGGACUCCUUCCAAUCGAAUGUGGGCGCUUGAUCUGAGUCCGCAGUUGUGGCGUUUGGGGUACGAGCUCUAUCGAGAUCGCGAUCGAUUGUCCGCAACGUUUAUUCCGGGCAAUUUUCUACACGAGGAUGACUGUCUCGGUCUACAGGAGCUGUACGGCGAGGUGGAUAUCAUGAUUUCUGGGCAGUUCCUUCAUCUCUUCUCUUGGGAGGGGCAGAAACAGGCAGGCAGGCGCAUCAUGGCCCUGUCCAAGCUUGGGACAGUCGUGAUUGGAUAUCAGCAGUCACGGCGCCGAGCCCGGGAGUAUAUUCGGCCAUGGGGGAUGAUGUUCUUCCACAACCUCGAGAGUUUCCUGCAGAUGUGGCGAGAAAUUUCCCAAGAGACGAACAGUGAGUGGAAGGUCGAAGUAACGGAGGUGGACUUGAAGGAAUGGGGGAUGGAAGCCGAGGACACUGAAUGGAUGCCAGCAGAUCACCAGGGGCUUAACUUCUUUCUCACUCGAGUGCAUUAG
Aspergillus viridinutans is the source of this 816-nucleotide messenger RNA. RefSeq names its product class I SAM-dependent methyltransferase. The record is from RefSeq and is a predicted model, not a curated record. The transcript is spliced from 2 exons. Bases 1 to 816 code for a protein of 271 amino acids. NCBI's taxonomy places the organism in Eukaryota, Fungi, Ascomycota, Eurotiomycetes, Eurotiales, Aspergillaceae.